AUGUUGCUGAAGAAAGCUCAUGCUUGUCUGCUAAUACUUUUCAGUUUCUUUUCUUUAAUUGAGUCCAUAAAAAGACGUUACGAUCUCGUAUUGCACAACAUAACAUGUGAGAAAUUCAACUCAGCGGUUAAGGAAUUCGAUUGCGAUUUACAAAUGCUAAACGCAGGCAGUUAUGCCCUUGAUAUGAGUUUCAUGUACUCCAAGGACUUGCCCAAAACUGCCGAAUGGCAUACUCUCAUCUAUUUCACUCACGCCCAAGUAAAGGCCGGCAAACCCGUCAAAUUUUUGGAUUUUAAAAUAAAUAUCUGCAACUUUUUGACCACAGCCAUGGGGGUGCCGUUUGUUAAGGUCUUGGUGGAAGAAAUGAGAAAGACAAGCAAUUUGCCCUACAAAUGUCCCUUGAAAGGCUUAGUGACGAUGCAGGGUGAUAUCGAGGCCAACACAGGCUAA
Stomoxys calcitrans (stable fly) is the source of this 450-nucleotide messenger RNA. RefSeq lists its product as uncharacterized. The record is from RefSeq and is a predicted model, not a curated record. The transcript is spliced from 3 exons. Bases 1 to 450 code for a protein of 149 amino acids. NCBI's taxonomy places the organism in Eukaryota, Metazoa, Arthropoda, Insecta, Diptera, Muscidae.